Drosophila kikkawai is the source of this 1519-nucleotide messenger RNA. Its product is annotated as alpha-tocopherol transfer protein-like. Gene Ontology annotation, molecular function: phosphatidylinositol bisphosphate binding. Gene Ontology annotation, cellular component: membrane. The record is from RefSeq and is a predicted model, not a curated record. Lineage: Eukaryota; Metazoa; Arthropoda; Insecta; Diptera; Drosophilidae.
CGGCUCUGUUGCACGCGUCUCCCUGCUUCUCCUCCGGUCGUCUUCGCCCUCGCGGAUUACUGUUAGCCAAAAUCCAAAACAAGUUUCGGUUUGUGCGGUGCCCUCCUUGUGUAGUACUUCGAUUAGAUUUCGGAUUUUCCCAGCCAGCAGCAGCAGCUCGGUCAAAACAUUAUCUAUUCAAAGGUGUCACAGGAGUGCCAAAGGCCUGAGAUCGCAAAUAUUACAAAAAAAUAAAUUGAAACUUACACGAGAAUAAUUUUAGUUUGAGGAGAGUCAACAUCAAUUGCAAAAUGAGAGUUCCCACCAUGUUGUCGGACUUAGAUCAGCUGCCCACGCUCCAGGUGGGCGACUACACGCUCCAGUUUGACCUGGGUGAACCGUCGGCCCAAGGCAAGGAGGUGGCCAUCAAGGAGCUACGGGAAACUCCCGAGCGGCAGAAGGAGGCAGCCAAGGAGUUGGCUCGGCUCUUAGAGGCCGAGACCGAUUUGCUGUAUCCCAAGGGAAACGAGGAGUGGCUGAUUCGAUACCUGCGUCCCUGCAAGUAUUAUCCAGAGAGCGCCCGCGACUUGAUCAAGCGCUACUACGCCUUCAAGGUGAAGCAUUCGGAUGUGUACAACAACCUCAAGCCGUCCGGAGAGUCCAACAUCUUCAAGCACAAUAUACUCACAGUCUUUCCCAAUAGAGAUCAGUGUGGGCGUCGUAUUUUGGUUUUGGAGCUUGGCAAGCGCUGGAAGCACAAGCAGGUCACCCUGGACGAGGUGUUCAAGGGUGCUGUGCUCUUUCUAGAGGCUGCUAUGCUGGAACCGGAGACACAGAUCUGCGGAGCCGUGGUGAUCUUCGAUAUGGACGGCCUUAGCUUGCAGCAAACCUGGCAAUUUACGCCUCCCUUCGCCAAGCGCAUAGUGGACUGGCUGCAGGACUCUGUACCCCUGAGAAUUAAGGCCAUUCACAUUGUGAACCAGCCAAAGCUCUUCAACGUGGUGUUUGCUCUAUUCAAGCCCUUCCUCAGGGAGAAGCUGCGCGCCAGGAUCAUCUUCCAUGGCACCGAUCGUGAGUCCCUGCACAAGUACAUGUCGCCCAAGUGCCUGCCCGCCGCCUAUGGCGGUAUCCUUGAGUCCAACCGAAUCGACAGUGAUCAAUGGUACCAGCUACUGCUCAAGUGCGAUGCCGAGUUUGAUGCCAUUAAUUCAUAUGGUUACAAGAAGAAGUGAUUCCGUAUUCGCUGUAAACAGUGUGUAGAUUCCGGCGGAAGCAAGUGAUAAUCAACUACCCAAUAGUUUUUUAUAACUCACCUUAUAGUUAAGCACUCGAUCUGUUAUACGCUUGUCCUGUUAGUGAAUAGCGCCUAAAGUUUGCCUUAGUCUUAAUCAGGGUCGAAGCCUCGAUCGAAUCCAGCAAAAGUGUUAUACCCACAUAUAUUAUAUUUAGUCCGGGGUAAGCGUAUUUAUAUCAUGUUACUAUUGUACUUUUUAAACCAAAUUUGUUGAAAUAUAAAACCUCACAUUUGUGCAAAAAAGCA